Paraphaeosphaeria sporulosa is the source of this 1518-nucleotide messenger RNA. RefSeq names its product betaine aldehyde dehydrogenase. The record is from RefSeq and is a predicted model, not a curated record. NCBI's taxonomy places the organism in Eukaryota, Fungi, Ascomycota, Dothideomycetes, Pleosporales, Didymosphaeriaceae. Gene Ontology annotation, molecular function: aldehyde dehydrogenase (NAD+) activity. The transcript has a single exon. Bases 1 to 1518 code for a protein of 505 amino acids.
AUGUCUCUCCCGUACCCCCCGCGCUCCGCCUACUACGACGGCAAGCUGCAAUCCGCAUCCUCGACCUCCUCCUUCCAGACCAUCGACCCCGCCACCGCAAAGCCUCUCGCAAACAUCCACACUACCUCGCAGUCCGGUAUAGACGCCGCAGUCGCCUCGGCGAAAAAGGCGUUCCCCGCAUGGUCCGCGACACCACACAUCGAGCGCGCGCGCAUACUCCAGAAAGCUGCCGCCAUCCUCCGCGCGCGGAACGAUGAGCUGGCCAAGGUCGAGACGCACGACACGGGCAAGGCGUUCUCCGAGACGUCGACCGUGGAUGUCGUGACCGGAGCCGACGUGCUCGAAUACUUUGCCAACAUGGUCGGCGGCGGCGGGCUGAAUGGCGAGACGAUACAGCUGCGUCCCAAUGCGUGGGUAUACACAACCAAGAACGCCCUAGGCGUGUGUGCAGGCAUCGGCGCCUGGAACUAUCCCAUCCAGAUCGCCCUGUGGAAGUCUGCGCCGUGCCUCGCUGCUGGCAACACCAUGGUGUACAAGCCCUCCGAGUUCACCCCGCUGCAUUCCACUCUGCUCGCAGAGAUAUACGCCGAGGCGGGUGUGCCUCCGGGUGUCUUCAACGUUGUCCAGGGAGGAGGCGACGUUGGCGCAUACCUCACCAAGCACCCGGAUGUUGCAAAGGUCAGCUUCACAGGCCAGGUCUCGACGGGACAAAAGGUUGCGGGAAGUGCUGCGGGCGGCAUGAAAUAUGUCACCAUGGAGCUGGGCGGAAAGUCUGCAUGCAUCAUUCUCCCAGACGCCGAUAUCGACCAAGCCGUCGACGGCGCCAUGAUGGCCAACUUCUUCUCCACCGGCCAAGUCUGCACAAACGGAACACGCGUCUUCGUCCCCCAGUCCAUCAAGGCAGCUUUCGAGAAGAAGCUCCUCGACAAAGUCAAGCACAUCCGCGCCGGUGAUGUUUCGGAUCCAAACACAAACUUCGGGCCUCUCGUGAGCAAACCACACUACGAAAAGGUCCUCUCUUACAUCAAGCACGGCAUCCAAGUGGACAAGGCCACACUGCUCUGCGGAGGGCCCGAGAAGCCCGCCUGGCUCUCCUCGCACAAGAACAAGGACUACCAGAACGGGUACUGGGUCACCCCCACCAUCUUCACCGACUGCACCGAUAAUAUGCGCAUCGUGCAGGAAGAGAUUUUUGGUCCCGUCAUGUCCCUCCUUUCUUACGCCGACAACGACAUCGCCUCGCUCAUCGCGCGCGCCAACAACACAGACGUCGGCCUCGCCGCAGGCGUUUUCACCAAGAACCUCAAUCUCGCGCACCAGGUCAUCGGACAGCUCGAGGCCGGCAUCACCUGGAUCAACACAUGGGGUGAGAGCCCCGCGGAAAUGAGCGUCGGAGGGUGGAAGUUGAGCGGAGUGGGCGUCGAGAAUGGACGGAAGGGGCUGGAGGCGUGGGUCAAGAAUAAGAGCACGCUUGUAGAUAUGGGCGGUGAGGUGCCGACGGUGUUUGCGAAGUUGUAG